AUGCCAGACACAGCCAUGGCCGAAGCGUCCACCACCCUCCUCUCAUCCCAAGUCUCGAAACCCACACCCUACACAUUCACACCAUCCUACCUCACAACCACCGACCCGAACCCUUUACCCGCCACAUCCCAACUUCUGUCACUUCCCCGACCCGAUCUCGAAUCCACCCUCCUACAGACUGCUCGCGACGGCGCCCAAUCCCUGUUAACCCACCUCCUCACGACCCCCACAGUUACAAUCACCAGCACGCCCUCCUCUCUUCUCAUGCAGCUCCCGCCGACGCCGACUGGCCCACUCCUCCCACGGCGCCUCCCGCUCCCCAAGCCCAAACCACCCACCAAAUGGGAGACCUUCGCCAAGAAAAAGGGCAUCGGGAAAUUCGGCGGCAGCCUCAAGGGCGGCGCAGCGCUGGACGAGAGGAAGAAGAACCUCUUCUACGACGAGGCAAGCGGGGAGUGGGUCAAGAAAUGGGGGUACAAGGGGAAGAAUAUGCAGAAGGAGGGGGAGUGGCUUGUUGAGCUGCCAGAUGGUGAUGGAAAGAAAGGUGCACAGAAGAAUGGUGGGGAAGAGAAGAGCGUGCGGACAGAGCCGAAGCGUGAACGUAUGGAGCGGGUGAGGCGGCAGUUGAGGAAGGAGAGGAAUAAUGCGAGGCGGGCGGCGGGGCGGUGA
Cyphellophora attinorum is the source of this 669-nucleotide messenger RNA. RefSeq names its product Ribosome biogenesis regulatory-like protein. Gene Ontology annotation, biological process: ribosome biogenesis; ribosomal large subunit export from nucleus; endonucleolytic cleavage in ITS1 to separate SSU-rRNA from 5.8S rRNA and LSU-rRNA from tricistronic rRNA transcript (SSU-rRNA, 5.8S rRNA, LSU-rRNA). Gene Ontology annotation, molecular function: protein binding. Gene Ontology annotation, cellular component: preribosome, large subunit precursor; nucleolus; nucleus. The record is from RefSeq and is a predicted model, not a curated record. NCBI's taxonomy places the organism in Eukaryota, Fungi, Ascomycota, Eurotiomycetes, Chaetothyriales, Cyphellophoraceae. The transcript has a single exon. The coding region runs from base 1 to 669 and encodes 222 amino acids.